GUACAAUAGUACGUACGUACCGUACGGUAACUAGAGUGAGUACCAUACUGCGUACUGGACGAAAGAUUGUUCGUACCGCAAUACAGUACAAGUUCAAAAGAUUUUCAGAUCGUUUCUGUUUCGAGUUGGAUUUUGUCAGGUACUUCUAGUAAAAAAUAAUGACAACUUCAUUGAUUGUUGUGAGUUGAGAUCGACUUAGAAGCGUGAAGAUGGCGCUGUCGACAACGAGAUACAAAAAUCACAUUAAAUCCUUUUUCUGGACAUCCAUAACUAGGAUUGCCGUCCCCGGUGGUUACAAUCACUGUUUGUCCCAACCAAAAUCCAGACUUCCGGUGACGUCGGCAUUGGGUAUGUAUCACACCACAACUGGAUGUUACUCCAACAGUGACAAGAGAUUACCGACAUCCUGGUCCGAAUUGAUUGCUUCUCAGAGCGGAAACGGUGAAGUGGGUGGCGGCGACAACAAAUCAUACGAACGGCCCUUUUGGAGCGAUGAAUGGAAGCGUCUCGGCCUUGGGGCCGCUCUGAUAGAAAGCGAUGGCAAUUUUCCACAGAACCUGUUCUUCGUUCAGCUAGGAUUUGGCGUCGACCAGCACGGAGAUAGACUCAGAGAUGGCUUUGCCACCAAGGCCGCCGUACGGGCCGUUCGAAAUGCCAUUGAAUUCAACUCCAUUCCCGGGGUCAUCGACCAUGUGCCGGGAGGGCGAAAGGGGAUGAUAAUUCAUGUCAAGCUCGGCGUACCGCCACCGGUCGAUCGUCCCAACAACGUUGCCGCCUCGAUUGAUGCUCUCGAGGUGGCCAAAGUAUUUCCAUAUGGAAAACUCUUGCCGAUCGAAAUAGUCACCGGUGGCUUGGAGUUUCACUCAGGACGUGUGGUAGAAGAGCUUGGAGACGACGACGAUGUCGGGGUGUGUUGCGUGGCAUGUGUGUCGAUCGGCUACAACGAUGACAAUUCUUCUAGCUGCAGGUACGAGAGCGGCAACGAGAAUGAAACAGUUCACAAGACAUACAAUACCAAAGAUGGGUACUGAUCCAACGAAAGGAAUGCUUCGAAGAACAGGACGGACGAAAGAAAGGAAGACGAAAACAAAAUUGACUGCAACGAAUAUUCAAUUAUAAUAUUUGCGAAUAAAUGAACUUCUGGCGACACUAUAAAGCAACCUUUCGUUAGGGGAUAAUCUUUGAUCAACACAAAUGUAGGGGAGGUUCAGCGAUUCGGUCAUCAUAAAGGUACUGGUGGCGCCGUCUCAGGCCUUACAAGUACAGGGAAGAAAUCACACGAAAUGAAUUUGAAUCACACGUUUGAGGUAGUUUUCAAAUCUAUUGAAGCACUAGCAUUAUCAAAGACGGAAUUUCUGCAAUAUUGUUCCAUCUAAUCCCCUUUGGUACCUGAGACUAACUACGGCGAGGAAAUUGUCGUAGAUCUUGGUUUGCAUCGUUUUGGUAUUGCUAUUAAAGGACAGUCGCUACCAGCUGCAUUUGAAGUCGAAGUUGCAGUAAGCAAUCUUGCAUUCUUGUUUCUUUCCAAAAGGGUAUAGUCUAUUUUCAGCGGUAGUUGAAAGCAAUGAUUGCUGGCAGCGCUGUUUUCCUGAUCGUGUACAGACCCGAAGUAACACAAGAGGGGGAAGGAGGCGAGGGGUUAUACGGCACUAUCUAUUCCGAUCAACAGUCAGAAUUGUGAUUUCUCAAGCAAAAGGAUAUAGUCAACACGAAGUUCGCAUUUCUCUUAUGUCGAUACCGAAUCGAUUCCAGUUAGUUCUGUUUCUCUCAACAUGGUUAGUGGCCCGUCGCGUUAUCAUACAAUUUCCCUUCCCGAAUAACUAUCCCUAUCGAUCUGUUCGUUCUUGUUGUCGUCGUGCUGCAGCGAGUCUUCUCGCUAGCUUUCCUGUUGUUGCAGCUGCUGUUGUAAACGAUUAAUAUGCUCGUCUUUUCGUUGGAUUUCGUUCUUUGCGGUUCGAAAUAGAGUCCCUAUGUUUCG
Molecule: messenger RNA, 1978 nt
Organism: Pseudo-nitzschia multistriata
Lineage: Eukaryota; Bacillariophyta; Bacillariophyceae; Bacillariales; Bacillariaceae
Source: the annotation of a GenBank genome assembly